This is a messenger RNA of Gekko japonicus, 2503 nucleotides long. RefSeq names its product zinc finger protein 639 (gene ZNF639). The record is from RefSeq and is a predicted model, not a curated record. Gene Ontology annotation, cellular component: nucleus. NCBI's taxonomy places the organism in Eukaryota, Metazoa, Chordata, Lepidosauria, Squamata, Gekkonidae. Gene Ontology annotation, biological process: regulation of gene expression. The transcript is spliced from 6 exons. Bases 255 to 1703 code for a protein of 482 amino acids.
AGAUGCUUCUACUGUAGUUGACAAGCCGGUGGUUCUUCUUCUCUUUCUGGCCAUGAAGAGUGCGUCUGAAACUUAGAUGAGUACAUGAAGACUGCAGCAUCAAAUCUCAUUGGACGUCGGCAGUACUCCACAACUCGAAUGUCCUAAACAGAUUAAAAAAGGGCAGCAGCACAGCAGUAAAAAGAACUAAAGUAAUAAAAGGCAGAAGUACCUUGCAAGCGUAUUUAGCCACCAAAGGCUGAGACUGAAACAAAAUGAACGAGCAUCCAAAGAAGAGGAAGAGGAAGACUCUGCACCCUUCACGCUAUUCAGAUUCUUCAGGUUUACCAAAAUACAUAGACAAUAGUGGCAUAUUUUCUGACCACUGUUACAGCGUCUGUUCUAUGAAACAGCUAGAUGUGAAAGUUUCUGAUAAUCGAGGUAGAUUUCAUACUGCAGUACACAGUACAGACACUGAUGACGAUGGCAGCCCAGUGCAUGCUGGGACAUCUCAUUGGAGUGGGGCCCAGUCUAAUGCCAUGGGGCCACACUUCGUGGACUCUAAAAAGAAAGACAAACCAGCUAAUAAUGGCAUUUACAAGGACACCUGUGAUUCACCUAUCUUCAGUGACACCUUAACCGAAGAAGAAAAACCUCUGGAUAUUCAGACAGUGGAGAUUUCCACUACGGAAGUCCAGGCCGUGGAAGUUCACGACAUAGAAACUCAGACGGUCUCCCCCGAAAAGCUGGAGGCGGAGGAUGCCGAGGACGUCCCCACGGAAGGCUGCAAGGUGCCGGGGAAGAACCCUCCCCUGAACGUCACCAUCCAGCCCAAGUGGCCUUUGCUCCGGGCCAACAGCAGCGGCCUGUACAAGUGCGAACGCUGCACGUUCAACAGCAAGUAUUUCUCCGAUUUGAAGCAGCACAUCGUCCUGAAGCACAAGACGUGUGUGGAGGGCAACAUCUGUCGGGUCUGCAAGGAGAGCUUCUCCUCGAAGAAAGUGCUCAUCGAACACUUGAAAAUCCACGAGGAGGACCCUUACAUCUGCAAAUACUGCGACUACAAGACGGUGAUGUUUGAGAACCUGAGCCAGCACAUAGCCGACACGCACUUCAGCGACCACCUGUACUGGUGCGAGCAGUGCGAUGUCCAGUUCUCCUCCAGCAGCGAGCUGUACCUCCACUUCCAGGAGCACAGCUGCGACGAGCAGUACCUGUGCCAGUUCUGCGAGCACGAGACCAGCGACCCGGAGGACUUGCACAGCCACGUGGUGAACGAGCACGCGGGGCGGCUGAUCGAGCUGAGCGACAGCUACCACAGCCGCCAGCCGGCGGGGCAGUACAGCCUGGUCAACAAGAUCAGCUUCGACAAGUGCAAGAACUUCUUUGUGUGCCAGGUGUGCGGCUUCCGCAGCAGGCUGCACACCAACGUCAACCGGCACGUGGCGAUCGAGCACACCAAAAUCUUCCCCCACGUCUGCGACGACUGCGGGAAGGGCUUUUCGGGCAUGCUGGAGUACUGCAAACACUUGAACACUCACGUCUCCGAAGGGAUCUACUUGUGCCAAUACUGUGAAUAUUCCACAGGGCAGAUCGGAGACCUCAAGAUUCACUUGGACUUCAGGCAUUCCGCCGAGUUGCCUCACAAGUGCACCGAUUGCUUAAUGAGGUUUGGCAGCGAGAAAGACCUCUUGAGUCACCUGUCGAUGCACGAAAGUGCUUGAUUGGUUUCGUUUGUUUGUAUGUUUUCUCCCCUAGCCCAGAAUAUUAGAAUCAAAACGUAAUUUCCCCCAUGCUGUCUUAAGACCAAACCACAAACACAUUUCUCUUCUCCACCCUCUUCCAGCUCCCUCGUUUCCCUGGAAGAUGGUCACAGCUGGCAUAGCCACGAUUGUGACACAGCCCUGACCGCAGUGGAACCCUGCGCAUUGCCCUGAUCGGGCAGGCAGUGGUACCGUGGGGUACUGUGAGCAGGCCACAGACAAGUCAGCUAUAACUGUUCAAUCUUAAGACACAUGUAAAGACACACGCGCACAAACACACCAUUUCACUUACGCCUCUCUGCUCACAGACUGUCCACAAGGCGUUCGACAUACUUAUAGUUACUGAAGUGCAAUAAGUAGUUUCAUCUCUGUGCUUUGUAUUUGCUGGCUUCAGUGUUUGGUGGGCUCAGUAGAAGAUAAACACAUCCACAUAGCUGACUGUUCAGUCCUAGGGUGGGUGGGACGGAUUGCGUGUUUCACUGAAUUGUUCACGGUGUAAUAAUAGCAUGUUAUCAUUGACGUCUUAAGGCACAAAUCGCAUAAAGUCCUUUUGUACGUACGGAGGGAAAUAAAUGCCCUGACGAACUCGUACAUCGCUGUGUUCAUAUUAGUCUCUGGUGGGCAAAGGGAGCUUUGACUCUUAAAAGCUGACACCCUGGAAAUGUUGUCGGUCUUUAGGACGCUGCUGGGCUUGAACCUAGCCGCGUUCCUAUCAGUAUCAUGUAAAGGUAAAGGUUCCCUUGCUCGAAAGCCAGUCAAGU